This is a messenger RNA of Neocloeon triangulifer, 186 nucleotides long. RefSeq lists its product as uncharacterized. The record is from RefSeq and is a predicted model, not a curated record. NCBI's taxonomy places the organism in Eukaryota, Metazoa, Arthropoda, Insecta, Ephemeroptera, Baetidae. The annotation marks the transcript as partial. The transcript has 3 exons.
CGCUCUCGCUCGCCCUCACGCUCUCGCUCGCCCUCACGCUCUCGCUCGCCCUCACGCUCUCUAUACUCGCCCUCACGCUCUCACUCGCCCUCACGCUCACACUCGCCCUCACGCUCUCGCUCGCCCUCACGCUCUCGCUCGCCCUCACACCCACUCGCUCUCACGCUCACUCGCUCUCACACUUGA